Molecule: messenger RNA, 1692 nt
Organism: Drechmeria coniospora
Lineage: Eukaryota; Fungi; Ascomycota; Sordariomycetes; Hypocreales; Ophiocordycipitaceae
Product: CAIB/BAIF family enzyme
Exons: 4
Coding region: 1-1692 (563 amino acids)
Molecular function (GO): catalytic activity
Source: RefSeq, a predicted model, not a curated record
AUGGGAUCGGACGAAAAGGCCUACAGCUGCGUGGCCGAGAGCUCGCGAAUCUUUGACCUCCUCUUCUCCCUCGUCGACCCUCUCUCGCUGCCGCGCGAGGCCGAGGCGAGGAAGAGCCAUGUCGACUUCACCGCCAAACGGGAUCAGCCGUACUUCUUCAUCCCCUUCAAGGAGACGGAGACGACGGCCGCGCUAAAGGCCAUCGAGGGCAGCAUCGCCUCUCUGCUGGCCGAUCAGCGAGAGGGCGCCGGCAAGGUCGGCAGGAUUCGCGUCGACCAGGAGAAGACGACGGCCUUUCUCUUCCAGGCCUACCUCGCCCGCGUCGGUGGCCUCGGCAAGCUCGACGACAACGUCCGGUCGUUGCUCAAAGACACGGACCUUUUCCAGGCGCAAUCGAACCCGUACCGCCGCAUGUCGGCCAACCUCUACGCGACGGCCGACAAGGGCGAGUAUUAUCACAUCCACGGCUCGCUCGAGGCGUCGACGACGCUGCGCAUGAUUGGCCUCGACUCGCACCGGCCCGAGCUCGCGACGCACGACGACAUCGUCGCCGUCAUCGAGCCGGCCGUGCAGAGGUUCACCGUCGACGAGCUCGAGUCGAUGAACUCGCGGAACCGACAGGCCGGCGUCAAGGCCUUCAAGCACGAAGAGUUUCUACGGACGCCACACGGAUCCGUCAACUGGGCGCUGCCGCCGUGGUCCGUCGUUGGCCUCGAAGACGGCACCCCCAAGGUCCCUCUCGCCGACAGGGGCGACGACCGACUGCUCUCGGGCAUCAAGGUGCUCGAGCUCUGCCGCAUCAUUGCCGGCCCCGUCAUCGCUCGCAUCCUCGCCGAGUAUGGCGCCGACGUGCUCAAGGUGACGAGCCCGCACCUCAGCGACGUGCCCUUCUUCCAGGUCGACGGCAACAUGGGCAAGCACACGACGGACCUCGACCUGAAGACGGCCGAGGGCAGGGCGACGUUUGAGAAGCUCCUCGCCGAGGCCGACGUGGUCGUCGACGGCUACCGGCCCGGCGCGCUCGAGAAGCUCGGGUACGGCGCGACGGCGCUGUCGGCCCUCGCGGCGAGGCGAGGCAGGGGCAUCGUCUACGUCAGCGAAAACUGCUUCGGCUACGAGGGCGAGUGGGCGAGCCGGCCCGGCUGGCAGCAGAUUGCCGAUUGCGUGAGCGGCGUCGCGUGGGAGCAGGGCAAGUUCAUGGGACUCGACGAGCCCGUCGUGCCGCCGUUCCCCAUCUCGGACUACGGCACGGGCUGCAUCGGGGCCAUCACCGCCCUCGUCGGGCUGCACCACCGGGCGACCAAGGGCGGGUCGUGGCACGGCAAGGCGUCGCUGCUGCAGUACGACCUGCUCCUCUUCAAGGCCGGCCUCUUGCCCGCGGCGGUGCAGGACUCGCUGCGCAGCCAGGCGGGCGAGUCGUUCCUCGCGCUCCGUCACGCCCACAGCGUGGACCAGAUCUCGGGUCGCGCGCUCCGGCAGCUGCGGACGCUCCAUGCCGACUUUGUCGACCAGCCACGGUACUUGGACCACUGGUACGCCGAUGGAUACGAGGUCGACGUGUCGGCCGUGCUGCCCGUCGUCGAGAUUGAGGGGCUCGACAUCAGCUUCCAGAGGGCGAGCCGGCCCAACGGCACGGACGAGGCGUCCUGGGAUUCGUUCCGCCGCGAGGAGAAGGAUCAUCGACGAGGAUAA